Messenger RNA from Oncorhynchus keta (chum salmon), 288 nucleotides. RefSeq names its product serine/threonine-protein kinase TBK1-like. The transcript has 2 exons. Gene Ontology annotation, cellular component: cytoplasm. Gene Ontology annotation, molecular function: protein serine/threonine kinase activity; ATP binding. The annotation marks the transcript as partial. NCBI's taxonomy places the organism in Eukaryota, Metazoa, Chordata, Actinopteri, Salmoniformes, Salmonidae. The record is from RefSeq and is a predicted model, not a curated record. Gene Ontology annotation, biological process: peptidyl-serine phosphorylation.
CACCAGAAAACGGGGGACCUAUAUGCUGUGAAGGUGUUCAACAACCUCAGUUUCCUGCGACCACUCGACGUCCAAAUGAGAGAGUUUGAGGUCCUGAAGAAACUCAACCAUAAGAACAUCGUCAAGCUGUUCGCUGUGGAGGAGGAGUCCAACACCCGUCACAAGGUGUUGGUGAUGGAGUAUUGUCCCUGUGGGAGCCUGUAUACGGUGCUGGAGGAGUCUUCUAACGCCUACGGACUCCCUGAGGAUGAGUUCCUUAUCGUGCUUCAGGACGUGGGUAAGAACUGG